This is a messenger RNA of Nelumbo nucifera (sacred lotus), 1550 nucleotides long. RefSeq names its product choline-phosphate cytidylyltransferase 2-like. Gene Ontology annotation, molecular function: phosphatidylcholine binding; choline-phosphate cytidylyltransferase activity. NCBI's taxonomy places the organism in Eukaryota, Viridiplantae, Streptophyta, Magnoliopsida, Proteales, Nelumbonaceae. Gene Ontology annotation, biological process: CDP-choline pathway. The record is from RefSeq and is a predicted model, not a curated record.
AAAUCCAUCACCGUCCGAUUACCAGUCAUUACUUUUUUGCAAGUUUAUAACCGACUGCUUCAUCUUGAAUUCUUGAUCAUCCAACGGCUGCUUUAUUUUUAGAAAAUACAGGCAUACAGCCCAAAUUGUCUGAUAUUUCUCGAAAUAAGAAAACAGGGAGAAGAGGAAGAAGCGAAGAAGAAGAAGAAGAAGAAAAAGAGACCCAGGAGAGAGAGAGAGAGAGAGGGUGGGAGAGACAGAAACAGCCAGAGGGAUAGAGAGAGCGCUUAAUAGAAUGGAGAAUCAAACGAUCUGCAAUAGCAAUUUAAAUGGGAAUCCCUCGGGAGACAAGUCUGUCCGUGUCUACGCCGAUGGCAUCUAUGAUCUCUUCCACUUUGGUCAUGCUCGCUCCCUGGAGCAAGCCAAGAAACUGUUUCCAAAUACGUAUCUACUUGUUGGAUGUUGCAGCGAUGAGGUCACUCACAAGUAUAAAGGCAAAACUGUCAUGACAGAAUCUGAACGCUAUGAAUCUCUUCGGCACUGCAGGUGGGUGGAUGAAGUCAUUCCUGAUGCCCCAUGGGUGAUCACACAGGAGUUCCUUGACAAGCAUAAUAUUGAUUAUGUGGCCCACGACUCUCUUCCUUAUGCUGAUGCAAGUGGAGCUGGAAAGGAUGUCUAUGAAUUUGUCAAAGCCGUUGGGAAGUUCAAGGAAACAAAACGGACAGAAGGGAUAUCUACUUCAGACAUUAUAAUGAGGAUUCUUAAGGAUUAUAAUCAAUAUGUGAUGCGUAACUUGGAUCGUGGAUAUACACGAAAGGAACUUGGAGUUAGCUAUGUGAAGGAGAAGCGGCUAAGAGUGAACAUGGGAUUAAAUAAGCUCCGUGAGAAAGUGAAGGAGCACCAAGAAAAAGUGGAAAAAAAGAUACAAACAGUGGCAAAAACUGCUGGUAUGCAUCACAAUAUGUGGGUGGAGAAUGCAGAUCGGUGGGUUGCUGGUUUUCUUGAGAUGUUUGAGGAAGGUUGCCAUAAAAUGGGAACAGCCAUUAGGGACCGAAUUCAAGAGAAGCUAAAAAGGCAGCAGUCAAAAGGGUCCAAGUUUCUUCAGGAUGGGAAGGAGGGAGAUGAAGAUGAAGACGAAGAUGAUGAUGAAGAAUACUUUGAUGAUGAAGAAGAAGAGUUUUAUGAUGAAGAAUAGGUGAGGUUUUCAGUGAUUGUUGUUAGUAACUUGCUACACACUCUGGUUACUUGUUGGGAGUUGACAGUUUGUAGAUGAUGCUCAUGUGAUAGCAAUAUAGUAGCAGUAUGGACAAUGUAUUACGGUGACCUUGGAAGCUAGUUGAAGUGAAAUAUGAAAAGGCAUCCUGGAGUUGUGUUUGAAAUUUUGAAUGUGUUAGAACUUAGAUAUGCCUCUGAUCCGGAAGAAGGUUUCUUUAUUUCUGUUUUUUUUUUCUGACCUUAUUAAUUUAACAGUCUUGACAUAACAGGUAAUUGGCAGCCCCUCUGCCCUCUAUUGUUUUUAUGGCUUUGAAGGGUGCCAUAUUACUAAGGUAUCAGGAUUUACAUUCAUUUUA